CCAAGGUAAAAACAUAUAAAUUAUAUCUAGAAUGUUCAUGAAACAAUUGAAGACAGAGUUCUUAUGAAAAAAAUUCUUCUUCUUUCAUGCAUGAUUAUUAUUGCAACAUAAAAGGCAAUACGUGUUCAUCACGGGAUCAUGUAUAAGACAUUUCCAUUAAAAGGUGUGAUAAACAAGGAGCUCUAGUGCUACAUGCUAAGGCUUAUGUAACCUUUUUAAGUUUGGCAGGUUUUUGAACUAUAACAGAUGGUGUACAGUAUGUCACCCCAAUCUGUUGCUUUGACUUAAGGUUCCCAAAAUCCAACCCAGUAUGUCCCUCUGGCGUGUCUGAGGGUGUUAACAUGACUUUGUGUUCCCAUUUUUUGUCAUACCAACCUCAUUAGUCCUAAAAUGAGACCCAAAGACUCAGUUUGUUCCAAGAGAAACAGAAAUGUUUCCACACUGCUGAGGGCUGACGAGGGGAUCAUAACUCUGAACCACAGACAUUUGGAAGUUGUCACUUUCUGGUCUUUACAUUAUCAUGAAAAUGAGCAAAAACUUGGUGUUCUGCUCUUAGCAGUGAGAGUAAAAAGAGAACUGUAAUAAGAUGAAGCUGCACUCGUGCAAAUGAUCCAUCUAAACUUCAAACACUAGCAGCUGUGGUUUAAGCUCCGCCUCUGUUUUCCAACAGACACUAAGAACUAUGCAAAUGAUCUUUCAUCUAUUUGCUGAAUGAGUAGAGCUGCUCCACGCCACAAAAACCACAGACGUCAACAAACUUUUACCUUAAUCAUUCCCAGACAGCCCACGGCUCCAAGCUACUCUGGAUAAAGGAUUUAUUUUGACAUGGAGCCAAACUGUAAAUAUGAGCUUCAUUGUGUUCAAAGAGAGGCGUCUUUAACCCCACUCACGACCACGUUUCAUUGUGAGAGAACAGCCGUGAGAGAAACAGAGCUCAGAUCACUUCAGACUCCACGGUAGUUCUAAUGUUCUGGUAGGAUUAGUUCAGGUUUUGUUUAGAAACUGGAUAAAUCUUGUAUUGCAUGAUUUAACCAAAUUCAUGGCAAGCAGCCCCUGCUGGUGAAAAGGCUUUGCUUUCUGGUAGAAAUGGAUGGAAUCAUGUGAUCACUCACACUAUUACUGAGACAUUUUCAAAUGCAGCAUCUCCCUAUUCACUUUCAAGAAAAUGGGAUUUAUUUAUUCAUGUUUUAUUUAUUUAUACAUUUUUGCCUUCAGGCCAAAGCCCAUUAAUGGGCAAAUUAACACUCUAAAUUUCCCCCCAAAAACACAUUUUUCAUGUAAAUAUAAUAAAACAGGGAGGUGCAUUAUUUCAAAUGUUCAUAAACCUUUGAUGUAUGUUAAAAGUCAAUAUUUAAGACUUUUAGUAGAGUUUGAAACUGCUGACCUGCUAUCACCCAGUUGCUGCUGGCUUCAUAUAAUUACACUCAACUGAUUUCUGUAAACCGUGCAGUAUUUUACUGCAAUGUCAGCAGUAAAAUACUGCACAAAGGCUUGACGGUAUUUUACUGUAAACACCAAUGAAUUGUGGGAAUUUACUGUAAAAGCAAUGGAUUGUGGGAAUUUCCCUUGUCAUUGCUGUAAUUCCCAGUUACUGUGAAUCAGAAUAUAGUGAGAAAAAUCUCUACAAAACUAUGACCAAUCACAAAAAAGUAUGUCAUUUUUUUUGUCUUACCUACUUGGACUAAGUUACAUCUGCUAUUAAUAACAAACACAAAGGCUGUUAAUUGUUAUCAAGUUUCAAACAUUGUUUACAUUUGGAUUCACGUAAAAAAAAAUCACCUGACACCACAAAUAUAUCCCCUGAUACCAAAUACUUUUAUAGUUGUUUUUUUUUAUAUAACUCCAAUAGAAUGGAAAGCAGUAUUUUUUAUUUUUAUUUUGGGGGGGGACUUGGUUCUCCUCGGGACAUGGCCAGUACAAUUGAUGUACAAUUAAUGCUGCAUUCACACCGGACGCGACCGGCAUGACAAAUUUUUGUCCGAAUUAAUGAAUUAAAACAUCUGAUAUCAUUUUAUAUUUUAAACGAAAUGGUUUUUCAUUAAAAAAUAUAUAUAUUUUUUUUAUUGUUCAACUUUUUAUUACACUUGAGAAGAUCCACAAUCACAAUUGACAUCACCCCAUUCAAAACCUUAAUGAAUUCAAUCUGGAAUUUAAAUAAUGGCACUGAACAACUGAACACAUACAAAAUAUGAAGGUUAUAAGAACAUUUAGUCUUUGAAAAGAACUGCAUAUUUAAAAAAUAGAAGCUAUUUAUGCUCACAAAGAUAACUUAAGAGCUGAAAUGUUGAUUGUUAAUGUGCAGGUUGCACAUUAUGUACAGUGUUUUCUUUUAUAUGUGUUAUUUAAUAAAGUAAAAGCAUGUAGAAGCUGGACCAGCUGAUCCAAAUCAUGUGGUCUGCAAGACGCAGGAAUGUAUUACAGUCUUUGACAUAUUGCCUGUCCCCUCACACAUACCACAUAAACACUGCUUUGCUCUGUGGUUCACACGGCGGCAGCGUUCUGCUUUGCGGGAGCUGCGCCGCCUCUCUGGUCACGGAUGGUCGGCUGGCGCUUGUCUGGCUGGAUAAGCGAGAGGGAAGCCUGGUGGUAUCAGGCUGGGCGCUUGUGUCCUCAGCAGCGCUUACCACGGUGGUUGCAGACAUGAGCUACACCAGCCGACUGAUCUGCUCAGCCAGAAGGAACAGAAAAUGUUCUCCAGGAGCUCAGGACCAAUCAGGUGUUAGGUCCUGCCAGCUCCUCCCACAGUAUGCAAAUGAGAUGCACUUAAAGCUAUAUAAAACAAUCGAAGCCCCGCCCCUUAGGCUUGUAAAAAAAUAAAAUAGCAUUUGAAAAAACAAGAAAAUGAAAGUUAUAAAAACAUAACAGUAACUGACUAAAAAUAGUUUGACUUCAAAUGUAUUUUCAUUUUAUUGAAUUUGCGGUCAUUUUUGUUUCAAUUCGAUGACACAUGAAGGUGGCUACAUUACAACAUCAUAAUGUUUCUGCUUGUUUCCCCCUUAGACUGUAAAGAUAAAGACAGAACUGGGUGUGAUGUCACCCGUAGAAAAUGCCUUACAUCCAGCUCCAGCAAAUUCAGUCGCCAUUUUUUCACGAUAUUGAAGCUGCCAUUUGGAGCCAGUCGACAGUGAUUGGUCCGCGUAAUGUUUCUAGAGCAACUAAUGUCUGUAAUCAUGAGCAUAUUGUUUAAACAGGCUCGGGAAAACCUGUCAAUUAAAUGUUUAAGGUCGGGUAAGCAGGGACCACAUGCUCUCACUGAGGCAUCUGAUUGGUCAGUUUAUAACUUGAAUAACUUAUCAUGAAAAAAACAAGAUGUUAAGUGUUCAGAUUUGUUAAACUGUUCAGACUUUUUUUUACUUUUUUCUAAUUGUUAAUGGAGCUUUAGAAUGAUGUUCAGCCACCAUUUUUUCUGCCACCAGGUCUCACCCAGGAUUUUGGCUUCCUGGAGCCAGCAGGAUUUUUGACGGUUGCAGCUCAUGAAUGUCUCCCCAGAAUGCCUAUGGAACAAGUGGGUGGGAUAUCCUCUCACAGCAUUGUCCAUCUAGUCUUCACCUGUCACUGGCUACUCCUCCAAGUAACCUUUGGUCAGAAACCUGCCAAGCUCCCUCUGAUUAACCAUAAGCCCUUUAUUGCUGCCUGGAAUGCCCCACUAGACAUGUGCACCAUUAAGUACAAUAUCACUGCCAAACUUGACCAUAUUUUCCACAUACAGGGAAGCCCACGUGCUAACUGGACAGGACAGAACGUCACCAUAUUCUAUGCCAACAGGCUUGGUCUCUACCCUUACUACACUCCACAAGGCAGCGCCAUACACGGUGGCUUACCCCAAAACAGCAGCCUUGAACGGCACCUUCUAAAAGCUCACCAGGACAUCACUCACUUCAUACCAGCAGAAGACUUCCGUGGUCUAGCUGUGAUAGACUGGGAAUUCUGGCGGCCUCAGUGGAGUCGGAACUGGCACAAAAAGGACAUUUAUCGGCGCAGGUCAAAGGAGCUGAUAAUGAAAGCAUACAUUAAUGUUACUAUGGCUCAAGUGGAGGAGCUUGCACGGCGGCGGUUCGAGAAAAGUGCCAAGGUGUUCAUGCAACGGACAAUUCAGCUAGGAUUGCACCUCCGCCCAAAUGCCCUUUGGGGUUUCUACCUUUACCCUGACUGUCAUAACUAUAACUUGCAUGAAAAAAAUUACACUGGUGUCUGCCCAAUGCUGGAGAAACUGAGAAACGAUGAGCUGCUUUGGCUAUGGAACAGCAGCACAGCACUAUUUCCAUCAGUGGCAAUCAGAAAAACCCACAGAGACAGCAUCCAAAACCUGUACUUCUCCCAACACAGAAUCCGGGAGGCCCUACGAACUGCAUCCAUGACCUCUAAGGAGUAUGACCUCCCCACCUAUGUUUACCUCAGACUUGGCUAUCGGGAUGAUGCCCUGUCCUUUCUAACCACAAACGACUUGAUCUACACCAUUGGAGAAAGUGCUGCUUUGGGGGCUGCUGGAUUCAUUAUAUGGGGGGACUUAAAUUUGACAUCCUCUAAGAAUAACUGCACCAUGGUAAAGUCCUUUGUCAGCCAUCGGCUCGGACACUACAUCACUAAUGUUACACGAGCCGCUGAGAUCUGCAGCAACGCUCUGUGCCAGGGCAACGGCCGAUGUGUUCGUCGGGACCCCCGCGCCCACCACUACCUCCACCUGAAUGCUGACAGCUAUCACAUUCAUCCCUCUGGGGAUGGGGCCUUCACGGUUACUGGCUGGCAUUCGCAGCAUGACCUGCAGCUCCUGACGAAGAAGUUUCGCUGCCACUGCUAUGAAGGACAUGAAGGAGACAGCUGUGACAGCAUCAAUAAAGUGAGGGAGGAUGACGAGCUAUGGAGGGAAGAGGACGACAGAGACGAGAGGAAGAGGGUAGACUGGGAAGAGGAGCAAGGUGAACGAGUAGAAGGAAGGGAGAAUGCUGCACUACCGACGAGCUGCAGGCAUUGGAUAAUCGCAUUUGUGCUUCUAUUCAACGUCCUGUUUGUGGAGGAAGUUUUAUCAUGACAAAAAUCACAAUAAAAACAGUUUAUGCUUCUUCUUAAACACAAUUACUGUGACGGUUGAUAUAACUGUUUGCUGCAUCAGCAAAGUGAACGUUCCAGAUGAGUCUUUACAGAACUUUAACAACAUUCGUCAAUGUUGAAGAAUAUUCUUCAAGGUGCUCAGGUGUCAGACUGAAGACAUUCUAGCCCAUACUAGACAGGGAACACGAUGCACUGUGGACAUGUCUCCAGGCAGUUAUUUAGCUGUUCUUUUUAUUAUUUGCUCUUUUUUUUCUUGAACAUAGUAACAUUAAAUUCCUCAUUGUGGGAGAAGUUCUAUUCCUAUUCGUAAACUCUUGAAGAUUAUUUCUGUCGAACCAAUGAUCUAAAUGUAUUGCACUGCCACAUGUAAAAUGUAAGAAUCAAUGAUAGGUUUGACAUUUUAAAGUAUAUUUUUUAUAAUAAAAUGUUUUUUUUAAUUAAAAUCAUGUAAAUUCUGCCUUUUUAUUUCAAAAUGACUGGAGUUGAAGAAAUGCAAAAUGUAAAACACAAUAGUACUUUCCUGAUAUCAAUGAAACCUCACUGAUUCCUG
Molecule: messenger RNA, 5599 nt
Organism: Oryzias melastigma (Indian medaka)
Lineage: Eukaryota; Metazoa; Chordata; Actinopteri; Beloniformes; Adrianichthyidae
Gene: hyal4
Product: hyaluronidase-4
Exons: 4
Coding region: 3491-5029 (512 amino acids)
Biological process (GO): hyaluronan catabolic process; carbohydrate metabolic process
Molecular function (GO): hyalurononglucosaminidase activity
Source: RefSeq, a predicted model, not a curated record